AUGCCUUGCCAAAAGUACACUACCAUUAACUUCGUCAUACGGGAUUCGGCAAGCACCAACGUUUUGAUCAAGUUGUUUUCCGAUUACGUUGUAAACGUGUUUGUUAUUCGCUCACCUCAAGCAAAGCGGAACUUGAACAAAGCAACAGGGGAUGCGUUUAAUGCCAGUGACGCUAUCAAAGGUAGAAGGGACUUUCCAGCGAUGAAUAACAAGUGGAUUAGCCUCUGUGAUACGUUCAGAACCAGACGAGACGAUGUUAAUUCUACUCGUAGUGCACCUCUUCAACACUGGGAGUUUCACAAUCUGAUGGAAUAG
Messenger RNA from Mucor mucedo, 315 nucleotides. RefSeq lists its product as uncharacterized. The coding region runs from base 1 to 315 and encodes 104 amino acids. The transcript has a single exon. The record is from RefSeq and is a predicted model, not a curated record. Lineage: Eukaryota; Fungi; Mucoromycota; Mucoromycetes; Mucorales; Mucoraceae.